This is a messenger RNA of Dovyalis caffra, 663 nucleotides long. The record is from the annotation of a GenBank genome assembly. NCBI's taxonomy places the organism in Eukaryota, Viridiplantae, Streptophyta, Magnoliopsida, Malpighiales, Salicaceae.
AUGGCGAUCCUGUACGCGCUGGUGGCAAGGGGAUCGGUGGUGCUAGCAGAGUUUAGCUCGACAGCAACGAACGCAAGCGCGAUUGCUAGGCAAAUAUUGGAGAAGAUACCUGGCAAUGAUGAUAGCAACGUCUCUUACUCUCAGGAUCGUUAUAUUUUUCAUGUUAAACGCACAGAUGGCCUCACCGUGCUCUGUAUGGCCGAUGAAACCGCCGGCAGAAGAAUUCCGUUUGCAUUUCUUGAGGACAUUCAUCAGAAAUUUGCAAGGACUUAUGGUCGUGCAGUUAUCACAGCUCAAGCUUAUGCCAUGAAUGAUGAGUUCUCCAGAGUUUUGAGCCAGCAAAUGGAGUAUUUCUCUAAUGAUCCGAAUGCAGAUAGGAUAAAUAGACUGAAAGGUGAAAUGAGUCAGGUGCGAAAUGUCAUGAUUGAAAACAUCGACAAAGUUUUGGAGAGAGGUGAUCGCUUGGAAUUGCUGGUUGAUAAAACCACUAACAUGCAAGGAAACACCUUCCGUUUCAGAAAGCAAGCUCGCCGUUUCAGAAGCACAGUAUGGUGGAAAAAUGUCAAGCUUACGGUUGUUUUGAUCUUAAUACUACUGGUGAUUAUCUAUGUUGUGCUGGCUUUUGUAUGCCAUGGAGUUACACUACCUACAUGCAUAAAGUAA